Molecule: messenger RNA, 2907 nt
Organism: Arachis ipaensis
Lineage: Eukaryota; Viridiplantae; Streptophyta; Magnoliopsida; Fabales; Fabaceae
Product: potassium transporter 10
Biological process (GO): potassium ion transmembrane transport
Cellular component (GO): membrane
Molecular function (GO): potassium ion transmembrane transporter activity
Source: RefSeq, a predicted model, not a curated record
GUUUUUGUUCUUGAUCCUGUGCCACUGAGAUAUAACAAAGAAGAAGAAGAAAAAGUUAACCUUUUUCUUAGCUGAAUGCUUGGCCAUUCCCAGUGAGAAGUAGCUGAUUGUGCAACUACCGGUGAGGUUUGGUGCUGCUUGCAGCUACAAAUAAGUCUUUUCCAUUAAGUGGGGUAGUUCAUUUUAUUGCUGGAUCAGUAUAAGGAUUCGAAUAAUUUUAUAUUCUAUAGGUUGGUUUGGAUCCGUUGUUGGAAUGGGCAUGAAUGCCAAGUGUGCUCGAAUUUGAAUGCCAAUCUGUUGGAAAUUCCAGUGUUUACUGAGGAAGAGGGACCCAAGAUUGCAUAGGUGUUAUUAGUGUGAAAUCAUUGAACUGUGCUGAAAUGGCUUCGAGGGUAGAGAGUGAUGAAGAUGGCGAUAACAAAGGUAGUAUGUGGGAUUUGGAUCAGAAGCUUGACCAGCCUAUGGAUGAAGAGGCAGGAAGGCUCAAGAACAUGUACAGAGAAAAAAAAUUUUCUGCAGUGCUGCUUCUGCGGCUUGCAUUCCAGAGUCUUGGUGUGGUAUAUGGGGAUUUGGGCACUUCGCCCUUGUAUGUUUUCUACAACACAUUUCCUCAUGGAGUGAAAGAUCCAGAAGAUGUAAUCGGAGCUCUUUCCUUGAUUAUCUACUCUCUUACUUUGGUGCCGCUCCUCAAAUAUGUCUUUGUUGUAUUAAGAGCAAACGACAAUGGCCAAGGGGGAACAUUUGCGCUUUAUUCCUUGCUUUGCCGGCAUGCCAAGAUUAAAACCAUUCCAAACCAGCAUCGCACCGAUGAAGAGCUUACAACGUAUAGUCGGUCAACCUUCCAGGAAAAGUCAUUUGCUGCAAAAACUAAGAGAUGGUUAGAGGAACAGGCAACUAGGAGGAGUGCCAUUCUUAUUCUUGUCCUUGUUGGCACCUGCAUGGUGAUUGGAGAUGGGAUUCUGACCCCAGCUAUAUCCGUUUUGUCAGCAGCUGGUGGCAUCAAGGUAAAUAAGCCACAUAUGAGUAAUGGUGUGGUUGUCCUGGUUGCUGUCGUAAUAUUGGUCGGGUUUUUCAGCAUGCAACAUUAUGGUACAGAUAGAGUUAGUUGGCUCUUUGCUCCAAUUGUCCUCCUUUGGUUUCUCCUAAUUGGAGGCAUAGGUAUAUUUAACAUCUGGAAACAUGGAAGCAGUGUUCUAAAAGCAUUCUCGCCGGUGUAUAUAUAUCGCUAUUUCAAAAGAGGAGGACAGGAAGGCUGGACUUCCCUCGGUGGUAUCAUGCUCAGUAUAACAGGGACGGAGGCUCUUUUUGCCGACUUAGCUCAUUUUCCAGUCUCAGCUGUACAGCUUGCAUUUACAUUAAUUGUGUUUCCUUGCCUUCUUUUAGCCUAUUCCGGUCAAGCUGCUUACCUUAUGAAUAACUUGGAUCAUUCGCAAGAUGUUUUCUAUCGUUCUAUUCCAGAUAGAAUAUACUGGCCAGUGUUUGUCGUUGCAACCGCAGCGGCUAUAGUUGCAAGCCAGGCCACAAUAACAGCAACCUUUUCAAUUAUUAAGCAAGCUCUUGCUCAUGGAUGUUUCCCAAGAGUUAAAGUUGUAUAUACAUCAAAGACAUUCCUUGGCCAGAUAUAUAUUCCGGACAUCAAUUGGAUCCUUAUGAUUCUUUGCAUUUCUGUUACUGCUGGGUUUGAAAAUCAAAACCAGAUUGGUAAUGCAUAUGGUACUGCAGUGGUGAUAGUCAUGCUGGUUACAACAUUCCUUAUGAUUAUGAUCAUGAUAUUAGUGUGGCGCUGCCAUUGGAUUCUUGUUCUCAUCUUCACCGGCUUAUCAUUAAUUGUCGAAUGCACAUAUUUUUCCUCUGUACUCUUCAAAAUUGAUCAAGGUGGAUGGGUUCCCUUGGUAAUUGCCGGAGCAUUUCUUGUUAUCAUGUAUGUUUGGCACUAUGGCACGGUGAAGCGCUAUGAGUUUGAAAUGCAUAGUAAGGUCUCAAUGGCAUGGAUUCUAGGCCUUGGCCCUAGUUUGGGGCUGGUUCGAGUCCCGGGAAUUGGACUAGUCUACACAGAGCUUGCAAGUGGAGUACCCCACAUCUUUUCUCAUUUCAUCACCAACCUCCCAGCAAUCCAUUCAGUUGUAGUUUUCGUAUGCGUCAAGUAUCUUCCUGUCUACACAGUCCCAGAAGAAGAGAGAUUCCUUGUCAAGAGGAUUGGACCUAAGAAUUUCCGCAUGUUUCGAUGUGUGGCAAGAUAUGGAUACAAAGACCUGCAUAAGAAAGAUGAGAGUUUUGAGAAAAAGCUCUUUGAUAACCUUUUCAUGUUUGUUCGGCUCGAAUCUAUGAUGGAAGGGUGUUCGGAUUCGGACGAAUACAGCUUAUGUGGACAGAAAACAGUGCAGUCCAUGGAUGGCAUGUUGAGUAACAAUGGAAACACAAGAACUGCAUCAUCCAAUAUGGAUAUAUCAGUUUCCUCACUAGAUUCAAUAGAACCGGCUAAAUCUCCACCGCAUGUGAAAUCCUCCGGUCAAACAAGCAGCCAGACCGAGGUGGACGAACUCGAGUUCUUGAAUAACAACAGGGAUGCUGGGGUGGUUCACAUACUAGGGAACACUGUGGUGAGGGCAAGGAGAGAUUCAAGGUUCUACAAGAAAAUAGCAGUUGAUUAUAUAUAUGCAUUCCUUAGGAAGAUAUGCAGGGAAAAUAGUGUGAUCUUCAAUGUUCCCCAUGAAAGUCUCUUAAAUGUGGGUCAGAUUUUCUAUGUAUAGCCCCAACAUUGCUUACUGUAUCAUAUCAAGGUAUAACCUAUGAUGCAAUUUUAAAGCAAGUCACUCACUCAGACUUUUUUGUUUUUUUGGGUGGCAAUCAUGUUGAAAUAAGUUGUGUAGUUUCUUUUCAUGAAUUUAGGUUGGUUCUCUUUGAUUU